AUGGAAACAAAACAGAGGUCGAAACACAGCUUUAUCAUAAAAACCAGAACUCCAAAUUAGUUAGUACUCUCUCUUUCUCCAAAACAAAAAAGUCAUAGAUAGCACCCAAAAUUACCAGAAAUAGUAGAGUAUGAAUAGACUCUCUUUAAGUUGAAAUGGUUUAGUAAAAGAAGAUAAGAAAAUUAAAACAAUAAACGAUGUCGAAGUUCAGAGUCUUCUUACGAGGGAACUUUAAAUAAAAGAUAUUAGUUCAUGUUUUAAACUAUACCCUAUCAUGGAACUUCUUUUCAAAGAAAGCAAUUUUAUGUAAAAAAAUGGAGAAAAUUAAUAAUUGCUAUUCAAUGCAUCAUCUAUAUAGCUAAAAUAGCUCUUUAGGAAUUUAAAAUUCGGAGCAGUUGUCCUUCUAAAAUGAUGAUUAGUCAUUACUCUAUACUUCAUCAUCCUUACCCUUAAAGCCCCUCCAAUCGUAAAAGAAAUAAAAGCUGUUGUCUGGAUAUUAAAAAUAGAAAAAUAAGCUUUGGUGAAAAAAUUCAAACUUUAAUCAUUUAAUAAAAAUUAAAAGCUGAUACUUGCAAAAACAGUAGCUAUCUUUAAUAAUUUAAGAAUUAAAAUACAAAAUUGAAUCGGUUACUAAAUUCGAAAGCAAUUAGUUUAUAAUCCUUGCAUACAACAACGGAUUUAAAACCUUUGCAUUCUGUUUAUACGAUUGAUCAAUUUGAAAAAUAAUCAACCUUUUAAAAAUAAACUAAAAAACUCUCUUUGAAAUUAAAAAGAUCACAAUGA
Paramecium tetraurelia is the source of this 783-nucleotide messenger RNA. RefSeq lists its product as uncharacterized. The transcript has 2 exons. The record is from RefSeq and is a predicted model, not a curated record. NCBI's taxonomy places the organism in Eukaryota, Ciliophora, Oligohymenophorea, Peniculida, Parameciidae.